AUGGUGACCGAAGAAGAAGCAAGGGUCGGUUCGCGGCACAAGCGCCUCUCUACGAUUUAUUCAACCCUCAAGGGUAGAAUGUCCAUCUACCAACCUGACAAGCGAAAGAGCGAAAUUGAGCAGCCAGUCUGCCACGCUGCGCGACUGCCCAGCGAGCUCCUCAUUCUGAUCUUCCGUAGCAUCGACCGAAAACGCUUCAACGUUAAAAUGAUUCGUCCCGCUAUCCAAGAUGACGUGUUUAACGCGAGUUUGGUCUGCCGCGCGUGGAACAAUCCUGCUACACUGGUCUACUAUGAACUAGUACAGUUCCGCACGGUCGCCAAUGUCUUCAAGUUUUACCAAGCUCUUCUUGAUUACCCUCACCUCCGCUCGCUCGUCAAAGUCAUCCUCUUCCCCGCUCGCCUACGCAAACAGUGUCCCCCAAAACUCAUGCGCACGUUUGUGCAAAUCAUCCACCUAGUAGACUCGCUAAAUGACCUUACUGUCACCACCCGCUUUGUCUCCCAUCCGUCCAUGCCAUCAAACAAGUGGGACAGCAAUAGUCUACAUGUUGUCCCGAUAGGACCGGGCAAGCACUCGUCUAUUCGCCGGAUUACACUCUAUGGGGAUGGUUUGCGCCGCGGAAACCUACCUAGUGCGCUUGGAACGACAUUUUCCAACCUGACAUUCCUCGCUUUGAAUGGAAUUCGCCUCGCCCGCGACGUAGACACGAGCAUGAUGCCUGUGCUACCCGAGCUGGCGAGGUUCUACUGUUUUGCUGGAAACGCCGCGUUUAAACUCGAUGCGUGGCUCCAGGCCUGCCCCAAAUUGAAGCGAUACUCUAUUUCGAAGAUGCGGAUGCCACCGUGGGCGACGGAUGAGCCUCCCUUGGGGAUCCUCAGGGCAGAAAAGAUUACUUCGCUCGAACUGUAUUGGAUGUAUUCGCACAAUAAUCCCUGUAGAGGCUCGUGGCUUCUUCGCUGCCCUUCGGUCAAGCGUCUUCAGAUCACUUGGGAUAUCUUCUCUAGCAAAGAUGCGCCGCUUCCGACCGCCCUCGAGCAACUACAACUCACAAUACGGACCAAGGACGAUCUUUCUAUUGAUGUCGUGCGAGAACGACUCAAGGACAAGCCCAACUGGGACGAAUUCGUCUUCAUGGCUUCGGAUCGACAACAGUGGCACAAGCAUAACGAAGAGGAGCUUAAGAAGAUCUUCGAAGAAGCCGGGGUACAGAUGAAGGUCGAUCAAACGGUCAUUUGGUAUCAGAAGGCGACCCGAGAGGCGAAGAAGAAGGAGAAUAAGGUCAUCGCUCGUGUAAAACGUGUAUUCAAGUCCCCUUCAAAGGAGGACGAAGAGUUGCUUGAUUGGGAGUGGGCGAAAACAUAG
Messenger RNA from Serendipita indica DSM 11827, 1365 nucleotides. NCBI's taxonomy places the organism in Eukaryota, Fungi, Basidiomycota, Agaricomycetes, Sebacinales, Serendipitaceae. The record is from the annotation of a GenBank genome assembly.